Messenger RNA from Penicillium argentinense, 1992 nucleotides. RefSeq lists its product as uncharacterized. Lineage: Eukaryota; Fungi; Ascomycota; Eurotiomycetes; Eurotiales; Aspergillaceae. The transcript has 2 exons. The record is from RefSeq and is a predicted model, not a curated record. The coding region runs from base 1 to 1992 and encodes 663 amino acids.
AUGUCGACCGUCGCUCCGGCCCAAGGACCCGUGGAGGCGCGCUCGCUCUCAUCGAUCACGGCCAUCGCAUCGAAUCCCCCCGCUUACCCGCGCAAUCCCACCCACGAGAAGCUCGAUCCGUUAGAAUUGUAUAUCGUGAGGGUUCCGGGCAGUCAAGAUAUCUUUCUCUCUCCUCUGAAACCACCGACGAAAUCCAGCGUAUCCGCAGAAGCUAUCAAUGCGUCACUUUACUAUGUCCACGUCUCUACACCCGACGACGAUGCGCUAUUGCAAGAAGUGGAACAAGAACGCGAGGAAGAGGCUCAACGAAAGAGGGAAGCUUUAGAAGCCGCAGCCGAGGAUGACCCUUCACAACGCGAGUUCGUCAAGAUGAACAACGUUCGCCGGAAGCCAGUGGGAAGUAAAACAGCGGCUUCGGACCAGCCUGCCGUGUCUACACAGGAAAAUGCGACUGUCCAAGAAAACGCUGCUCCGCCACUUCCGCGUAGACCAGUUCCCAUGCCUCAAGUUUCGGCUGAGAAUAUGUCCUUCGCUGGAACUCCGGUCGCGAUUGCGCAGGCAGGUUUUGGUGCUGAAUCCGAGACGCCAUCUGCGAAUCCGAUAUUGAAACCUUCUGUCCCGCGACGACCUCUGCCUCCGCUGCCUCCUAGAGAAGAGCCGUACGGUGCGCGACCAGCCGCAGAAGAGCCCGUCAGAAAAACGAAUCGCUGGUCCAAUUUUGCUGACGGUCUCCAUGGGAAAGGCUUUGAGGCUUUGAGAGGAAAAUAUGACGCAUUGUCGGCCGGCCGCCAUAGUUUUGAUUCCAACAGACCGUCAUUGCCACCACGCUCGUCAUAUGAGCGCCCUGGGUCGGCACAUAGCUCUGGACAAUCUCCUAAUCGUCAGCGCAGACACCGCCAGGCUCCCAUGAGAAAUGCCGGAUUCAAUAUCACUCUUAUUCGCCGCGACCCCUCCUCCGGAACCCAGUGGAAUGUCGCAACGAUCUCGUCCUCGCCCGCAGACUUCAACGCAAUUGAUAUUGAAAUCUCAACUCCAGGGUACAACAGAUUCACUGGGUCCAACGAGCCCCUGUCGCUGGCUAGCCUAGGCGCUAAUCUUCCAGCAGAACUGAUUAAGGCUGCGGGGGCUUCUUUGUCGCAGCCCGUGCCUAAAGUUCAGCCCGCCGAGCAACCGGCAGGUCCGCGCAAGUUCCAUCGCCAGGUGUGCGUUUCCAAGCCGUUCGAUGAGACUGUCGGGAGUGGUCAGGGUUCUUCAGACUUCGGAAAUGGCCAUGGUCCAGACGCCUCCUCAAAGCUCAAGAGCGGUUAUUACGUCUUCAACUCGCCGUGGAAUGGCACUUGCACCUUUUCCAGCAGUGUCAAUGGUCGCAGUCUAAAAUGCAAACAUAUGAUCUCGGGACCAAGCAGCCUCCCAGUCCACGGCGAAGGCGAGGCCAAUCCAGCAGUGACCGUGGCCGAGCUCCGCUUCAACACGCCUUUCCAAGCUGCCAACCUCCGCUACCACGCUGCUCACCAACAACCUCAGCACCCCUCGUCCCAUUCCUCAUCACACCCUCAGUUCCCUCAGGAUUCCAUGUCUCAGGACCCGAUGUCAGCCUCUAAGCGCGCGUCUAUCUCCCAAUUUCUCAACCCAAACAACUACUCCCGACCCCGUGCCCACUCAGGCCCUAACUCCUCUUCUCCCACCGAGUUCCAACGGCCAAACUUCAAUCCUUCCGCCAUCAUCCGCAAAACGUCUCUCCGGGCCGGACGCUUUACCCGCCAGAACCAAUUCGCCCAUCAUCCGCGACGCAGCACGAGUACCAGCAGCGGGGGUGCGGAUUCGGACGAAGACCGACUCGAUCUCUCGCUUGCGCGCGAGCUAGCUGGCGGGGGAAUGCGCGGCAAGAGUGCUAAAUUGGGCAAACUGAUUAUCGAGGAUGAAGGUUUCAAGAUGUUGGACUUGGUCGUUGCAGCUUGCAUGGCUGUUUGGUGGCGUGGAUACUACCAUUGA